Messenger RNA from Chaetomium strumarium, 1356 nucleotides. Its product is annotated as putative S-adenosyl-L-methionine-dependent methyltransferase-domain-containing protein. The transcript has 2 exons. Lineage: Eukaryota; Fungi; Ascomycota; Sordariomycetes; Sordariales; Chaetomiaceae. Gene Ontology annotation, cellular component: mitochondrion. Gene Ontology annotation, molecular function: protein-arginine omega-N symmetric methyltransferase activity. Gene Ontology annotation, biological process: mitochondrial respiratory chain complex I assembly. The coding region runs from base 1 to 1356 and encodes 451 amino acids. The record is from RefSeq and is a predicted model, not a curated record.
AUGCGCAUGUGUCUGACUGCGGACAUUGGCGGUUACUACACGGGCGCCCUCGAAGAGGGCCGCGACCAGUUCGGCGUCAAGGGUGACUUCGUGACAUCGCCCGAAAUCUCGCAGGUUUUUGGUGAGCUCUGCGGUAUCUGGUUCGUGGCCGAAUGGAUUGCCCAGGGCCGUCAGAGCCGCGGCGUCGAGCUGAUCGAGGUCGGGCCCGGCCGUGGCACCCUGAUGGACGACAUGCUGCGGACCAUACAGAGAUUCCCGGCGAUGGCUAACAGCAUCGACGCUAUCUACAUGGUCGAGGCGAGUCCGGAACUCAGAAUGGCCCAAAAGAACCUCCUUUGCGGCGAGAAUGCGCCCAUGACCGAGUCCAAGGUCGGCUACCACAGCGUGUGCAAGUACAACGCACUGCCCAUUGUCUGGACCGAGACGAUCAAGUCCAUUCCCAUUACCGCUGAGAAAAUGCCUUUCAUCAUGGCACAUGAAUUCUUCGACGCCCUUCCGAUCCACGCCUUCCAGCUGGUCUCGGUCCCCGCAACCCAAGCCAGGCCUCCCUCUCCGUCCGACACGUCCUCUCCCUCCACCAAGACCUCGCACCCAACCCUCGAAUGGCGCGAGAUGGUCGUUUCCCCAACACCGCCAGGGUCGACCCACGCCUCCCUCAACACACCCGCCUCCCAAUCCCGCGACACUCCGCCCCCCGACUUCCAGUUAACCCUCUCCCCGACCUCGACACGCCACUCCCUCUACCUUCCCGAGUCCUCGCCUCGCUACCGCGCGCUCAAAACGACAGUCGGCGCCGGCGCCCUCCUAGAAAUCUGUCCCGACCUGUCGCUCUACGCCGCCGACUUCGCCGCCCGCAUCGGCGGCUCCCCGCAACAUCCCAAGCGCAAACCCUCCGGCGCCGCCCUGAUCCUCGACUACGGCCCGGGUGACGGCUCCAUCCCGACAAACUCUCUCCGCGGCAUCCGCCGCCACAGACGGGUCAGCCCCUUCGCGGAGCCUGGCCUGACAGACCUCAGCGCCGACGUGGAUUUUGCCGCGCUCGCCGAGGCAGCGACGCGGGCCAGCGACGGGGUCGAGGUGCACGGCCCUGUGUCACAGGCUGAUUUCUUGGAGAUGAUGGGCAUUCGGGAACGGGUGGAGACGCUGAUUACCAAGGACGGCGACUCGGUCGGGAAUGGUGGUGGGGAAGAUGGGAAGAAGAAGCUGAAGAAAGAGGAUGUGGAGAGGGCGAUGAGUAGGCUUGUUGAUAGGGGCCCCGGCGGGAUGGGCAAGGUGUACAAGGCGUUGGCGAUCCUGCCUGAGAAUGAGGGGCGGCGGCGGCCGGUCGGAUUCGGGGGUGAUGUUCCUGCUGCGUGA